UCUUCUUCUUCUUCUUAUCCUUCACCUCGCCGUGUUGUUGUCACUGGUCUAGGCUUGGUGACUCCACUUGGACGAGGCGUUGAAACAACAUGGAGGCGUUUAAUUGGUGGAGAAUGUGGGAUUAGAGGAUUGACUCUUGAUGAUCUCAAGAUGAAGUCUUUUGAUGAAGAGACAAAGUUGUAUACUUUUGAUCAGCUCUCUUCUAAAGUUGCGGCCUUUGUGCCUUUUGGAUCAAACCCAGGUGAAUUUGAUGAAGCCCUUUGGCUAAACUCCAAGGCAGUUGCGAAUUUUAUCGGAUAUGCUUUAUGUGCCGCUGAUGAAGCCUUGAGGGAUGCAGAGUGGUUACCAACUGAGGAGGAAGAAAAAGAAAGAACAGGAGUCUCAAUUGGUGGUGGAAUCGGAAGUAUAAGUGACAUUGUGGAGGCAGCGCAGCUUAUUUGUGAAAAGAGACUACGGCGGCUUAGUCCAUUUUUCAUCCCAAAAAUAUUAGUAAACAUGGCAUCUGGCCAUGUGAGCAUGAAGUAUGGAUUCCAGGGGCCCAACCAUGCUGCUGUGACAGCUUGCGCAACUGGUGCACACUCUAUAGGUGAUGCCACUAGGAUGAUUCAAUUUGGAGAUGCAGAUGUUAUGGUGGCAGGUGGAACUGAGUCCAGCAUUGAUGCUCUGUCCGUUGCUGGAUUCUCUAGAUCAAGAGCUUUGUCAACUAAGUUUAAUUCUUCUCCGCAAGAAGCUUCACGGCCUUUUGAUUGUGAUCGAGAUGGUUUUGUGAUAGGGGAAGGUUCAGGGGUUAUAGUAUUGGAGGAAUAUGAACAUGCAAAAAGACGUGNCUUCUUCUUCUUCUUCUUAUCCUUCACCUCGCCGUGUUGUCUAGGCUUGGUGACUCCACUUGGACGAGGCGUUGAAACAACAUGGAGGCGUUUAAUUGGUGGAGAAUGUGGGAUUAGAGGAUUGACUCUUGAUGAUCUCAAGAUGAAGUCUUUUGAUGAAGAGACAAAGUUGUAUACUUUUGAUCAGCUCUCUUCUAAAGUUGCGGCCUUUGUGCCUUUUGGAUCAAACCCAGGUGAAUUUGAUGAAGCCCUUUGGCUAAACUCCAAGGCAGUUGCGAAUUUUAUCGGAUAUGCUUUAUGUGCCGCUGAUGAAGCCUUGAGGGAUGCAGAGUGGUUACCAACUGAGGAGGAAGAAAAAGAAAGAACAAUGCCCAUGACUUUGCAGUCUGGUCUGUGUCCAAACCAAGUUGAUUAUAUAAACGCACAUGCAACAUCAACCCCAAUAGGCGAUGCCGUGGAAGCAAGAGCGAUCAAGACCGUAUUCACUGAACAUGCUACUUCAGGCACCUUGGCAUUCUCCUCCACCAAGGGGGCAACUGGUCAUCUUCUUGGAGCAGCUGGAGCAGUGGAAGCUAUUUUCAGUAUCCUUGCUAUACAUCACGGUGUGGCUCCACUGACUCUGAAUGUCAAGAAUCCAGAUCCCAUCUUCGACCAGAGUUUCUUGCCUUUAACCAUUUCGAAAGAGAUGCUCGUUAGGACAGCAAUGUCGAAUUCGUUUGGCUUUGGAGGAACAAAUGCAUCUUUGCUCUUUGCCUCUAUCUAAAAGUUGUGAUAGCAACAUUUUUGAACUGUUCUUUCUUUGGUUGCAUAAUGUUCCAAAUUUACAAACAUGAAAUGAAACUAUAACCUCGAUGUGGUAACUGCGAUGAGAAAUGCGUCGAUAAAACAGUUUUGCUCCGGA
Molecule: messenger RNA, 1728 nt
Organism: Camelina sativa (false flax)
Lineage: Eukaryota; Viridiplantae; Streptophyta; Magnoliopsida; Brassicales; Brassicaceae
Source: RefSeq, a predicted model, not a curated record